AUGGGUAGUUACAAGGAGAAGGAGAAACAAGAAGAGAAUCAAGAUGAUGACCAUGACGAGAGCCUCAAAACAAGAAUCUCUAGCCAUCCUUUAUAUGGGCUCUUGGUUGAAACUCACCUAGACUGUUUGAAGGUUGGUGGCAUUGUAAAUGACCUAGAGGAAAGUGAUGCCCUCAAGAAUUAUAUGAAGCUGCUUGACAAUCAAAAGUCCAGUACUUUAGGAGAAUCGGAGCUCGAUCACUUCAUGGAAGCAUAUUGCUUGGCACUUAGAAAGCUGAAGGAAGCAAUGGAGGAACCUCACCAGAAGUCCAUGACUUUCAUAACUAACAUGCACCAUCAACUCAUGGAGCUAACCCCCACCAGGUCGCAUCUUGAUCUACCUGAACCACCAGCCAGCUUCCACCACCGCCGCCACACUUCUGGUCAGUCAUAA
Argentina anserina (silverweed cinquefoil) is the source of this 432-nucleotide messenger RNA. Its product is annotated as homeobox protein knotted-1-like 1. Gene Ontology annotation, molecular function: DNA binding. Bases 1 to 432 code for a protein of 143 amino acids. NCBI's taxonomy places the organism in Eukaryota, Viridiplantae, Streptophyta, Magnoliopsida, Rosales, Rosaceae. The record is from RefSeq and is a predicted model, not a curated record. Gene Ontology annotation, cellular component: nucleus. The transcript has 3 exons.